Messenger RNA from Colletotrichum graminicola M1.001, 1152 nucleotides. RefSeq lists its product as uncharacterized. The record is from RefSeq and is a predicted model, not a curated record. NCBI's taxonomy places the organism in Eukaryota, Fungi, Ascomycota, Sordariomycetes, Glomerellales, Glomerellaceae. The coding region runs from base 1 to 1152 and encodes 383 amino acids. The transcript is spliced from 3 exons.
AUGAAGUCAAUCCAUCUCGGUGUCACAUCCUCGCGCGCCAGCCUCUGGCUAGCCGUCGUCUCCUCUCUUUUCCUCCCCCGCAUCUCAGCGAAUUCUUGCCAGCCGUAUAUUUGGGACUCCCUUUCUUCCAUGCGCAUCGCCUCCGUCGACGAUCCCGUCGACAUAAGUCCGACCGAGGGCGAACCCUUGCCGGUAGUCAACCCGGGCGAGAUCAACUGUCGGUUUUGGACGAACACGCCCGAGGAAGUCGACUACUACACAUGCUCACGGCUGGCACGGCGCUACCUAAUGCCCGUCGACCAAGUCUUCUUCCUGAAACCUGAGUUAGACAAGGACUGCAGCAACAUCCAGCCCCAGACUGAGUACUGCGUCGAAGGAUUGAGGACUGCACCCCCGGCAUCUGCUACGAGGGCAUCUGUGAUGGCGACCAUAUCUAAUACAGCACCGACGGAACGUGCGGCCGCUGGGGAAACUGCUGUAGCACAGAGGGCCGGUGUGGCACGGCUGACGCCUUCUGCGGCAUCUUCACCUGCCAGAGUGGCGGCUGUGACAUCUGGAAACAGGACAAGCAGCCAGCCGGCCGGCACAAAGUGGACGAAAGGCGGCACCUGUGGCGGCACAGAGGGAAUGAGGUACUUGGCCGAGUGGGGUAGAUGCUGCAACGUGAACGGCAUCUGCGGCGAAACGCCGGCCGACUGUUAUGUCGAGCGGGGGUGCCAGGACGCGUUUGGAGUCUGCGCCUCAAACUCGACAUCCGCUGUAUCCAUGUCCGCUGCCGUUUCGACUUCAACACCUCCAGGAACCAUGACUUCAGGCACCACUGCAAGCGCAAGCACGUCCACUGUGGCCCCUGCCCCUGCUUGCACCGGCGGCUCGAACGCGCCGGGCAUCACAGAUAACCUAAAAGGCCUGUGUUCAUACAGUUGUGACUAUAAUCACUGCCCCGUCGGCGCAUGCGGACGCACUGGGCCGGCUGCAGAGCCAGCCACCGGUAUACCAGGCUGCCACGGCUGUCCAGCUGACAACAUCACUGAGGACCUGGGUUAUUAUGAAGACCUCUGCAAGUUUACUUGCAGUCGCGGAUACUGCCCACCAGGUGCCUGUAAGUACUUUGAGAUUGGGUUAAAGUACCAAAGUAACGCCGAAACUUAG